AGUCACCUGCUGCCAUCUGUGUGACAGGGCAGCCGGAAUUUUGUUGACAAAUCGAAUUUAUUUAGCCGGAAUUUGUAUUUUUUUAAUUAUUUACCUUCAUUUCAAUUGCUCGCAAUGUAGAGAUUGGUGAAAAUCGAAAGUCAUCAAGGACGACCGCUAGCUAUGCAUUCGCACCACCACCCAAGUGGCUCUCAUUCUAAAGAAAACGGACACUCUCAUCACCAUCAACACAGCCACCAUCAUCACCACCACGACCAUCUUCACACAGAGAUUGAUCUAGGUGCUCAAGUCGAAUCCAGCCUACUUCAGCGUCGAUAUGGAUCUUUUUGGCAGAAUAUCAGAAAAGAAAUUGGACCAUUAAUAGGACAGGCCCAGUCUAGACGGUUCGUGUUCUUGCUGGUUGCAAAUUUGAUUUGCAGCGUUCUCCUUUUUUCAUGGUGCGACAGCACCAACAGCAUAGCACUGGAGGCCUACAGCUACACGAUAUGGUUCAAUUUCCUAAGUCUGCUGACCAGCCUGCUUUCUUUGUGGGUCUCCGCAAAAGGACCCAGCCACUAUUACACUCUGGGCUACGAACGAUUCGAAGUCCUUGCCGUCUUUGCCAGCACCGUCCUUGCUCAAUUGGGAGCCUUGCUGGUGGCCAAGGAAAGUGUAGAACGACUGCUCGAGCAGCCAGAUAUACACACUGGUCGACUGUUAUUGGGAGGUGGCGUUGCAUUUGGGAGUCACCUGCUGGUGCUCUACGGCAGUCGCAAUCCGGCCCUUGAACAUGUGAUGGGCGCCGCUUCGUCAAGCUGGUUGCAGGACCACGUGUCCGACCUCAGCCACACCUUGUGCUCAGCAAUGCCUCCGCUGAGGUCGCUCCUGCUGCCAAGGAUCAAUCCGAUGCUCCUUGUUUCCUUAGCAGGAUUCCUCUCUAUACUUUUGACUAAUCUACUGAUAGAAAUCAGGGACUAUCACAUGAUGGACACCCUGGCUGCAUUUGUGAUUAUCAUUGUUACCUGCGCUACCAUGUUUCCGAUGAGCGUGUACAGUGGCAAAGUUUUGUUACAGACGACGCCUGCUCACAUAGUGGGUCAACUUGAUAAGUGUUUACGGGAGACGCUCACUAUUGAUGGUGUCCUCGAGUUCCGUAAUGAGCAUUUUUGGACUCUCUCCUUUGGAAAGCUUGCCGGCUCACUUCACGUCAGGGUGAGAAGAGACGCUGAUGAGCAGAAGGUGCUGGCUCAAGUCAUAGCAAGACUUUCGCCCAUAGUCCCCGUACUUCGAGUACAAGUGGUCAAGGACGACUGGCAACAUUCCUCGUCAUCGCUCUUCUCGUCGCCGCAAGUGGCCUUUCCGCCAUCCCCGUUCACUUCCGUGCAACCAAACAACAACCUGCUUUUCUCAGGAGUAACGUCGCUUGAUCCCGACAAAUUUCCAUUUAAACCUCACUGAUUGCGGCGUUUUGUGCGAUUAUUAAAAAGUGAUUGUCUGUAUCAAAAUAAUAAAAUUUUCUUGAUUUAUUAAUA
Neocloeon triangulifer is the source of this 1511-nucleotide messenger RNA. Its product is annotated as zinc transporter 6-A-like. The transcript is spliced from 8 exons. Gene Ontology annotation, biological process: monoatomic cation transport; transmembrane transport. Gene Ontology annotation, molecular function: monoatomic cation transmembrane transporter activity. Gene Ontology annotation, cellular component: membrane. The record is from RefSeq and is a predicted model, not a curated record. NCBI's taxonomy places the organism in Eukaryota, Metazoa, Arthropoda, Insecta, Ephemeroptera, Baetidae. Bases 163 to 1437 code for a protein of 424 amino acids.